Cheilinus undulatus (humphead wrasse) is the source of this 1429-nucleotide messenger RNA. RefSeq names its product coagulation factor XI-like. NCBI's taxonomy places the organism in Eukaryota, Metazoa, Chordata, Actinopteri, Labriformes, Labridae. Bases 80 to 1228 code for a protein of 382 amino acids. The record is from RefSeq and is a predicted model, not a curated record. Gene Ontology annotation, cellular component: extracellular region. The transcript is spliced from 9 exons. Gene Ontology annotation, molecular function: protein binding. Gene Ontology annotation, biological process: proteolysis.
CUGAGUAAACUGUCGACCUGUAGUUGCAGAUCUUUGAUGGUGUGGUGGAUUAAUCUCUCCAGGAUUUAAAACUAAGAAGAUGGACACUCAUGUUGUUUUAUUCGGCCUGCUCUGCCUGUUUGACCUCUGCAUUGGUCAAGGGGUUUUAAGAUGUAAUCCAGAGCUUCAGGAAAAUCGGGAUUACUUAGGAAAAAACAUAAUACUUCUCCCAUCUCCUGAUGUAAAUCACUGUCAGCUGCUGUGCACCCAGCACCCGAACUGCCAAUUCUUCUCCUAUGUACGGGCAGACUCAAGCGACGAGGCUAACCGCUUCCACUGCAACCUCAGGACUGGUCUUAGGAAGAAGGUGAAACAACCUGGCGUCACCUCUGGGUUCUCUCUCAAAGCUUGCAGCCCAGACCCUGAGCCUUGUCUGUCUCAGUUGUACCAUGGAGUGAGCUUUAGUGGGGCAGAUUACCAGACCUUGUUUACCUCGGACUAUGAGAGCUGUCAGAGAGUCUGCACCAAUGACCCUUACUGUCGAUUCUUCACCUUUUUCAAUGAAAGCUUUGAAACAGCAAAAUACAGAUAUAAGUGCCACCUCAAAUACAACUGGAACAUACCAAGGACUCCUUUUGUAAAGAAACUGUCCGGUUUAGUGUCUGGAUACUCCCAGAAAUUAAUCAUUGCACAGCCUGUCACAGCAUGUGAGGUCCAGUUAUUCACUAACGCUGAGAUCCUUGGAAACCACACCAGACACCUGCUCACUGCCUCUCCUGAACACUGCCAUGCUCUGUGCACUGCACACCCACAAUGCACCUACUUUGUGUAUGACAGUGAGGACUACAAGUGUUACCUAAAGGACGAUCCCAAUGAAAUGGUGAUGAGAGCCAAAGAUGGAGUCACAUCUGGGAUAUCUGCAAGCUUCUGUCAGCAUGAAAACAACUGGGCGAAGAAAACUACAGCAGGAGUUGAUUUCUGGGGUGCUGACCUUGACGACUUGUUAGCGGAUGAUGCAGAGGGAUGUCAAAGGGCGUGCACUGAGAAUCCUCACUGCCAGUUCUUCUCUUACGUCACUAAAACAUUUUCUAACCGCAAUUUACGGAGAAUUUGUUACCUGAAGAGUUCCAUCACCUUGCCUGUUCCUUAUGAUGUCAGUAACCUGGCCAAUGCCGUGUCUGGAUUCUCCCUCCGGAGCUGUGCAUUGAGCACCAUACCUGAAGUACAAGUACCCGGGUCCUCUACCUAAGCCUCACUGAAAUACGUGGAUCCCAAAUUAAAACCGCAGAAUGUUUCUAGUCAUCCCAAGCGCUUUUUACCCUUGUCUAUUACGUUUUUAAUGAGUACUGCAAAUAAAGGUAGACAAAGUGGCAUGUAUGGAUCUUUGCCUGUUUAUAAGAAAAAUGUAAAAAGGGUAUGCAUAUUAAAAUGUUAAUAAAAGGAAAACAAA